AUGUUUCCAACAUGUCUGUGCAGUCGCUGCUUUGUGAAAGAAUUGCUGUUGCCAAAGAAUUGAUCAAGAGAGCAGAAGCCCUUUCCAAGUCCCAGAAAAGGAGAAUAGAAGGUGGGGCAAAACUAUGCAGCAAACUGAAGGCUGAGCUAAACUUCUUACACAAGGUGGAGGCAGGGAAGGUGGCCAUUAAAGAAUCCCAUCUGCAGAGUACAAACCUUACCCAUCUCCAGGCCAUUAUUCAGUCCGCAGAGAACCUGGAGGACGUUGUCAGCGUCCUCCAUGUCUUUGCUUAUGAGGACAGGUUUGGAGACAAGCAGACCUUGGUGGUGGAUGUUGUUGCAAACGGAGGUCACACGUGGGUGAAGGCCAUCGGCCGUAAGGCUGAGGCCCUGCAUAACAUCUGGCUGGGGAGAGGCCAGUAUGGUGACAAAAGCAUCAUUGAGCAGGCGGAGGACUUCCUGCAAGCAAGCCAUCAGCAGCCAGUGGAGUACAGCAAUCCCCACAUAAUCUUUGCCUUCUACAACAGCGUGUCCAGUCCUAUGGCAGAGCGGCUCAAGGAGAUGGGAAUAUCUGUGCGAGGAGACAUUGUUGCUGUGAACUCACUGGCAGAGCCGUCCACAGGAAACCAGCACCUUGGCGCCAGUGAAUCGGAUGAAGAAGGCCCUGAACUCCUGCAGGUGACCAGAGUAGACCGGGAGAAUUUAGUGGCCAGUGUUGCUUUUCCUACCCAGAUUAAAGUAAACGUGUGCAACAGGGUUAACUUGGACAUCACUACCUUAAUAACCUACGUCUCUGCUCUGAGCUAUGGUGGCUGCUACUUCAUCUUCAAAGAGAAAGUGCUGACGGAGCAAGCUGCUCAGGAAAGGAGGGAGAGAGUCCUGCCUCGGCUGGAGGAGUUCAUGGAGGGGAAGGAGCUGUUUGCCUGCGAAUCUGCUGUCAGAGAUUUUCAGUCCAUCUUGGAAACGCUGGGAGGACCUGGGGAGAAAGAACGAGCUGCAAUGCUUGUGAGAAGAAUUAAAGUGGUGCCAGAUCAGCCAUCUGACCGUGCCUUAGGACUAGUGGCUAGUUCAAAAAUCAACAGCCGUUCUCUAACCAUUUUUGGGACAGGAGACACUUUAAAAGCUAUCACCAUGACUGCAAAUAGUGGGUUUGUGAGGGCAGCAGCUAACCAAGGUGUCAGGUUCAGUGUUUUUGUCCAUCAGCCACGUGCAUUGACAGAAAGCAAAGAAUCUGUUGCCACACCUUUACCAAAGAGCUGCCCGCCUGGUAAUGGACUAUAAGUCAUUGAAUGAGUUAUUAGAAUGCUGCAGGGGAGGCAUUUGGAGAAACACAAGA
Nestor notabilis (Kea) is the source of this 1335-nucleotide messenger RNA. RefSeq names its product chromosome unknown open reading frame, human C7orf25. The transcript has a single exon. Bases 12 to 1280 code for a protein of 422 amino acids. The record is from RefSeq and is a predicted model, not a curated record. NCBI's taxonomy places the organism in Eukaryota, Metazoa, Chordata, Aves, Psittaciformes, Psittacidae.